Molecule: messenger RNA, 723 nt
Organism: Manduca sexta (tobacco hornworm)
Lineage: Eukaryota; Metazoa; Arthropoda; Insecta; Lepidoptera; Sphingidae
Product: UDP-glucuronosyltransferase 2B7-like
Exons: 5
Coding region: 1-723 (240 amino acids)
Molecular function (GO): UDP-glycosyltransferase activity
Source: RefSeq, a predicted model, not a curated record
AUGCCCAAAAACAAGUCGACCGACACCGCGAGGAUUUUGGGGAUGUAUCCAAUGCCUUCGAUCUGUCACCAAGUGGUGUUCUCAGCCCUGACCCUGGAAUUGGCGAAGCGAGGACAGGAGUUGGUGGUUAUAACACCAAACCCAGCCUUACCAAAAGACAGAUCGAAGGAUAACGUAACAGAAAUAGACACUGAAUUGAAAGCGCUAUUAAGAGACAAAACUCAGAAAUUUAACUUCGUCAUUGCAGAAGGAUUUCUAAAUCCUAAUCACAUUAUCGCAAAAAUCUUUGAUGCUCCAUUGAUAGUAUUCUCGUCUGCGCAAGUAUUUCCUGAAGUAUUUGAAAUGACAGAUUUGCUGAAGAGUGAGUUUGGAGCAGAGGUCCCGAUAGUUGAUAAACUAAAAGGUCUUGUGUCCUUAAUGCUUUUAAAUUGUUUUCCUAUAUUUGAUAAUAAUCGUCCUGUGCCUCCUGACGUUUUAUAUUUAGGAGGUUUGCAUCUGCAAUCCGUAAAAGAAAUAUCCAAGGUAAUUAAAUAUUAUUUGGAUAGCUCAAAACGUGGCGAGGUGUACGUCAGUUUAGAAACCAAUGUUCAAACUUCACUGAUGGGUAAGAAUUUAUUUGAUGUUUUUAUAAACGCCUUAAGAGAGAUACCUUAUGAUAUUUUAUGGAAAUUUGAUGGAGACAAUCUUGAAAAUGUCCCGGAUACUGUGAGUAUACAGAAAUGA